Molecule: messenger RNA, 3969 nt
Organism: Elgaria multicarinata webbii
Lineage: Eukaryota; Metazoa; Chordata; Lepidosauria; Squamata; Anguidae
Gene: PLOD3
Product: procollagen-lysine,2-oxoglutarate 5-dioxygenase 3
Exons: 19
Coding region: 26-2254 (742 amino acids)
Biological process (GO): peptidyl-lysine hydroxylation
Cellular component (GO): endoplasmic reticulum
Molecular function (GO): procollagen glucosyltransferase activity; iron ion binding; L-ascorbic acid binding
Source: RefSeq, a predicted model, not a curated record
GCUCAGAGCCCGCUUUGCCUGCGCUAUGGAACGGCGGAGAAGCGUCUUCCCAAGGGCUAUGAUCGCCGCCGCGAUGCUAACGGUCCUGGUGAUGGGCGCAAUGGUGGCGGCCAGCGCCGGAGAGCAAGACUCUGUGGAUCCUGGCAAACUCCUGGUCCUGACAGCUGCCACGGAGGAGACGGAGGGCUACCAGCGCUUCCUGCGGACUGCCAAGUACUUCAACUAUACUGUCAAGACUCUUGGCCUAGGCGAAGACUGGAAGGGAGGAGAUGUAGCCCGGACGGUGGGUGGAGGACAGAAGGUCCGGUGGCUGAAGGCUGAAAUGAAGAAAUACGCAAGCGAAGAGGACAUGAUCGUCAUGUUUGUGGACAGCUAUGAUGUGAUUCUAGCCGGAAGCCCCACUGAACUUCUCUGGAAAUUCCUGCGGUUCAAGAGCAAAUUGGUCUUCUCGGCAGAAAGCUUCUGCUGGCCGGAGUGGUCACUGGCUGAGAAGUACCCGCCAGUGUCCGUGGGGAAGCGGUUCCUGAAUUCUGGAGGGUUCAUUGGCUACGCUGCCACCAUCCAUCGCGUUGUGCAGCUAUGGAAGUACAAGGACGAUGACGAUGACCAGCUCUUCUAUACACGCGUCUAUUUGGAUCCUGCCUUGCAGGAGAAACAUGGGAUCACUCUGGAUCACAAGUCGAGGAUCUUCCAGAACCUUAAUGGUGCCAUUGAGGAGGUCGUUCUGAAAUUCGAACAGACCCGAGUGCGCGCCCGGAACGUCGCUUACGACACCCUUCCGGUUGUCAUCCAUGGCAAUGGGCCCACCAAGUUGCAGCUGAACUACCUGGGGAAUUACAUCCCCAAUGCCUGGACGUACGAGGGGGGCUGUGAAGUGUGCGAUGAUGGUGUCCUGGAUCUCUCGGAGCUGCCGGAAACAUCCUAUCCACGCGUGCUGCUGGGGGUCUUCAUUGAGCAGCCCACUCCCUUUCUGCCUCAGUUUCUCCGCCGUCUCCUGACCUUGGAUUACCCUUACUCUCAUCUCGACCUCUUCAUCCACAACCGCGUGGUGUUUCAUGAGCCCCAUAUCCAAUCCGAGUGGGAGCAGCUGCGUGAGGCCUUCGACGCCAUCAAACUCGUGGGCCCGGAGGAGGAGAUGAGCGAGGGCGAGGCGAGAGAUAUGGCCAUGGACCUGUGCCGGCAGAACCCCGCCUGCGACUUCUAUUUUAGCCUAGAUGCCGACGCGGUUGUGUCGAACCCAGAGAUCCUGCAGAUACUUAUCCAAGAGAACAAGAAGGUGAUUGCUCCCAUGAUGUCCCGGCACGGCAAGCUUUGGUCCAACUUUUGGGGAGCACUGAGCCCCGAAGAAUACUACGCCCGCUCAGAGGACUAUGUGGAGUUGGUCCAGGGCAAGAGAAUCGGGGUGUGGAACGUCCCCUACAUCUCUCAAGCCUACUUGCUGCGAGGGGAGACCUUGCGCCGUGAGCUGCCUCAACGCAGUGUCUUCACCUUGGACAACAUAGACCCGGAUAUGGCCUUUUCCAAGAGCGUGCGGAUGAAGGGCAUCUUCCUUCACAUCAGUAACCGGGAUGAAUUUGGGCACCUCCUUUCCACUGCCAGAUACAACACAUCCCACCUAUAUCCUGACCUCUGGCAGAUCUCUGAGAAUCCCCUGGACUGGCAGGAAAAAUACAUCCACGAGAACUUCUCGCGAGUACUCGAGGGGGAAUAUUACGAGCAGCCCUGCCCUGACGUUUACUGGUUCCCAGUAUUCACUGACCAGAUGUGCGACGAGCUGGUGGAAUUGGCAGAAAGUUUCGGCGAGUGGUCCGGGGGAAAGCACGAGGAUACCCGGCUGGUUGGAGGUUACGAGAACGUCCCUACCGUUGAUAUACACAUGAACCAAAUUGGUUUCGAGAAGGAGUGGCUGCAGUUCCUGCGGGACUACAUCGCACCUGUCACAGAGAAGCUCUAUCCUGGCUACUACACCAAGGCUCGAGCGAUCAUGAACUUCAUGGUGCGGUACCGUCCGGACGAGCAGCCCUCGCUGCGGCCGCAUCACGACUCCUCCACUUUCACCAUCAACGUCGCUCUCAACCACAAAGGGAUUGACUACGAGGGAGGUGGCUGCCGCUUUAUCCGCUACAACUGCAAAGUGGAAUCUCCCCGCAAAGGCUGGAGCCUGUUGCACCCCGGACGCCUCACUCACUACCACGAAGGCUUGCCCACCACCCGUGGCACCCGCUACAUCAUGGUCUCGUUCGUGGACCCCUAACGCCAGCUCCUCCAUCCCCCCCUUCCUUGACCCUGGGGCACUGAGCGGGCCGCAGCGGUCAACACACUGAAAGCUGGAGACUUGUGGAAAACAGAUUGAUGGAGGGGAGGGGUGUGUGUGUGUCUCCACCUUUAAUCCUGCUGCCUUCUUCCUUGGUGCCUUCAAAACGGGAGGGAAAUGGAUGACUUCCUUCCAGGUGCAGAUAAGACACGGCCCUUGCCCAGGACUGAACUUUUGGUCACCACUAGCGCCAGAGCAACCACCCUCCACGUCAUAUGUGGGUCACAUUGCCCUGAGGUGUGUGUGUGGGGGGGAGAGAGACCAGCACCGGCUCCAGGUUUUUGACGGCCUUUAGGCAAGACACCGUCAGUGCGCGCCCUCCCUCCUCACUGCGUCUGUCUUCUUAAUACCAUUGUCAGUUUGCCGUCGCUCCUCCUCAUCCUCUUUCUUGACACUGCUGCCAUUUGUUUGACAAGCAGAGCCAGUGAGGCAAUGGCACCUGUUGCUUCUUGUAACCACACCACCACCACCACCACUCCUGGGCCAGAUGAACAAGGUGGCCACGCAGGUGAGGAAGGGGCUCUUGCGCAACCUUGCCUACCCUUGAGACCCCAGGCUAUUUGGCACCCUCUUCUCUGGCGAAUGCCACUUAGUCAUGAAGUGUGCCAACCGCCAGCCACCACAGGCCUCUGUGACGUUAGCGGUAGCGCAACCGUUCUUAAAACUUUUUAAUCUCGUGUUCAAAAGGAAGCAACACUGAACGAUGGACGACUCCCGUUGUCCUCACUUUUUGCCUCAGGUCUUUUUGCUGCCCAGUCCGUUCACCUUUAUUUGAGCCAGGUUCGACCCCAGAACCAUUUUAUUUUGGGGUGGGGUGGGGGCUAGGCCAAGGCUCAAGGUGUGGCAUCUGUGAAAUAACGAGCGCUUCUGCACAACUGCGCUGUACCUUUUUCACCCACCACCACCUUUACAUGACAGAAGAUGUAACGGGGAGUGAUUCUGUCCAAGCAGCAAUCUCGAUCCCCAUUUUCGAGAAUUAAGCAGCAGAGAUGGCAGCCGCAUGGGAGGAAAAGGGGACAUUGGUAGUGUGGGAGGAGGCAAGUUUUAAUCCAAGGUAUCCUAACAACUCCCAGUGCUACCAAGCUCCAUGAGGAAGCCUGUCCGUUUCAUGUCGGCUCAAAUGAGGCCGAAAUUGCAGGCAGAAUAGGAUUUGGAGGCUAACCACACCGGAAGGAAGUCCCAAACUUUUAUCUCCCCUAGCAAUGGCCUGUGCUGCAGCCAGGGUGCCCUCUGUACACUCACAUUCCUAAAGAGUUUUACACACUGUGAUCAAGAUAACAGAUGCUACACACCCCUGACUGUCCUUGGCCCAGUCCAGUGGAGAAAGGAUUAUCCUAAAGGGCCACUUGAGGUAUGAUUAGAGUCUUUCCGGUAGUAUGUGGACAGGGUAAUGCAUUGUGGGGGCGUUUCUCCGCAUUUGCUGGAGGGCUUGAGCCAAGAACUCCCACGGGGCAGCAGGUGAGCUCUGGCAGGCACUGACGGCAAGGAGCCUUGUGUAACCUCCCAUAAUCCUGUGGGCUUUUCUUUCUUUUUUUUUUGCCCUCAGCCUGGUCCGGCUGGUGGGGUGGAGAUGUGUCAGUUGCUUCUUGUACAAAGCCUGCAUUAAGUUAUUGGCAUUGCUGUUCCACAGCACACCAAAUAAAUUUAAUUUUUAA